AUAUCUAAUGUGAAUUACGGAGUUUGAACAAACUGAAAAUAAAUAUUGGCAAUUAACCAGUUUAAUAAUCGGAAGUUCUCCAUUUUAAAAAAAUCAUAGCCUGAUAUUUUUGGUCUAUUGCUUGAUUUCAAAAGUUGAUACUUGAACUGUGUAAUCAUAGUAAAAAAUUAAAAACUUUCCUAUUGCGAACACAGAUUAUCUGGUUCACUUGAUUAGAUAAUAAGUUUGGAGAGAUAAAUAUGUUGAAAUGUUGAAUUUGAAUCGCUUUCCAGGCUUUGUAAGUGCGUAUGAAUGAUUAAAUCAGUCGGCAAAGCUAUGGCAAAAGUACCCACAAUCAAGUUUAAUAAUGGACAAACGUUUCCAAUUUAUGGUCUAGGAACGUGGAAAUCUCAACCAGGUCAAGUAACCCAAGCCGUAAAAGAUGCAAUCGAUAUCGGCUACCGCCAUAUUGACUGUGCUUACAUUUACGGAAACGAACCUGAAAUUGGUGAAGCGAUAAAAGCUAAAAUAUCAGAUGGAACUGUGAAGCGUGAAGAGCUUUUCAUAACGAGUAAACUAUGGAAUACUAUGCACAGACCAGACUUAGUGGAACCUGCUAUUAGAACCACAUUGAAAAACCUUUGUAUCGACUAUCUUGAUUUAUAUUUAAUCCAUUGGCCAUUUGCCCUGAAGGAAGAAGAUGAAUUAUUCCCAACAAAUCCAGAUGGUACCACUGCUUAUAGUGACGUAGACUUUGUUGACACAUGGAAAGAGAUGGAGAAGUUGGUGAAAAAGGGACUAACAAAAUCUAUUGGUAUUUCGAAUUUUAAUAAAAGACAAACCGAGCGUAUUCUACAAAAUUGCACAAUUAAACCCGUAACUAAUCAAAUUGAAGUUCACCCCCAUUUGAAUCAACAGAAAUUGAUUGAUUAUCUAAAAUCGAAAGACAUCACAGUAACUGCUUACAGUCCUUUAGGUUCGGGAGACCCGAAAUUGAUGGAGGAUCCUAAAAUCAAAAAAAUUGCAGAGAAAUACAAGAAAACAACUGCUCAAGUAGCUUUAAAAUAUGCGGUUCAAAGAGGAUUAAUAGUUAUACCUAAAUCGGUUACCAAGUCUAGAAUUCAAGAAAACUUUAAUAUUUGGGACUUCAAUCUCACUAAAGAAGAUAUUGCAUUAAUGAAUACUUUCGAUUGUAAUGGAAGAACCUGCCCUUACGCAGAUGCCUAUACACACAAGGACCACCCAUUCAUCAAUGAUGAAUAUUGAUCCAACAAGAAACUGCGAAUAGUUGUGUUAUCAUAAGUUUAAUCGAAUUGUAUUGUAAAGAUAAAACGUUUUAUGUAAGUAAACUAUUGGAAUGGAAUUUUAACUUUACAAUAAAUAAGGUUAAUGAA
This is a messenger RNA of Diorhabda sublineata, 1373 nucleotides long. Its product is annotated as aldo-keto reductase family 1 member B1-like. Gene Ontology annotation, molecular function: aldose reductase (NADPH) activity. The record is from RefSeq and is a predicted model, not a curated record. NCBI's taxonomy places the organism in Eukaryota, Metazoa, Arthropoda, Insecta, Coleoptera, Chrysomelidae. Bases 292 to 1245 code for a protein of 317 amino acids. The transcript is spliced from 5 exons. Gene Ontology annotation, cellular component: cytosol.